AUCCAUUUAGGUUCGAAUUUACCACUUCCUUAUUUCUUCCGAGUCUCAGACGUGUCUUUGCUCAUGGCUAUCAACGUGUCGUCUUCACUUUCUCGGUUACCGCCGACGAUUCUUGAUAAGCCCAUUCCCCUUCCUCCCUCAACCUGUCUCUGUCUCUCUCUAUGCCUGUCACCCUCAGUUCCUUACUAUUCGUUUCCAUCGGCUAAAGGAUGAAUAAAAGUGUGUAGGGAGAUUCAAUGGUUUGUUUUCAACCUUUAUGGACGAGGUAUAAAUUGUUACGCGGGCACUGAAAGUGAGAUUGGAGCAGGGAAGGCACCAAUAUUGGCAGAUAAUGGUGGAGAGGGGGCUGUUUCUUGAAUUAAUGACAAGCAUGUUCCUCCUGGUUACAGCGCCCUUUUUGUUUUUCAAAAGUAUAUGUUUAUUUGGUGUGAGAACAGUUUUUCUUGCUGUCCACACUUGGAUACUUCUGGUGAAGGCCAUAAUCAUCUUCCAAGUGAGCAUAUGCUGUAAAGUUAUGAUUUGGACAAUUGCACUUAUAUCUCUUCCAUUACGAAUUCUGAAUGCCCUGCAUAGGGAAAGGCUGCUUGAAGCUCAUCUGCAUGAGCUGCAAUAUCACUUCGAGAAUCUUGUGUGGGAUAAGAUGGAAGCUGAAGAGAUGCUGCAACUGGCCCUUAAAGACUGUAGAAUUUUGGAAACAAUGUUAUCAGAACUUGAAGAGGAGCAUGAAAAAGCCCUUGCCAAGAUUGAACUAUUAGAAAAUGAGCUACAGGAUCUGAAGGAUGAAAACUUUCGAUGGAAUGAGGUACAGGGGAAGGGUCUUUGGGACUUCAAACCUCGAGAUGUCCCAGCUGGCUGCACAGAUGUCCUGGAUGUGAAAGACAGUAUCCCACUGGAAACCAAGUAUGGGGUCCAGUCGCUAAAACCUGGUAAUGGAAGUGGCGUGAUCCUUCAAGAACUGAUGAUGCAUAGAGAUGCAUGGGAAGAUGAGAUCAAAGGCAAAACCCAAUCCCCUGAUUUUCUCGAGAUUGGACCAAGGGUUGUCCCAACAUCUCUGAUGGUAGAUGAAGUACUUGACCACCGCAAGGGGGUUGCCCUAUCACAAAGCAUCUUCAGUGCAAUCUUAUCGCUUUUGGUUGGUAUGAUAAUAUGGGAGGCUGCAGAUCCCUGCAUCCCCCUUGUGGUAGCGCUCUUCACUGUAGUUGGUAUUUCUUUGAAGAGUGUUGUGCGGUUCUUCUCCACAAUAAAUAACAGCCCAGCAUCUGAUGCAGUGGCUCUCUUGAGCUUCAACUGGUUCAUUCUUGGCAUGCUAACCUAUCCAGCCUUGCCAAGAGUUACACGUAUGUUGGCCCCCCAUGCUGUAAACCUAAUGAAUCGUGUGUUUGGUUGGUUUGGUCAUUCUGCAUCAUAGCUUGCUUUGUUGGAAAAGUUUCACCUUAGAGAUGAUGUUUUAUCUUCUCAGUAGAUUAGACAUGUGCAGUGGGAGUUCUUGGUCAUCUCUGUAUAGAUAUCUUUGUCAACUUUGUUUCAAGUGUGAGAGUUUCUUCCUUGUUUUUCUGUAAUUCAUAUCUUUUGCAAGACUGAUCCCUAACAAUUUCUAGCUGGAAUUGGUGGUGGUACCACAGAUAUACAAUCUGGCUACAUUGGUUUUCUAUUUUCA
This is a messenger RNA of Macadamia integrifolia, 1657 nucleotides long. RefSeq lists its product as uncharacterized. NCBI's taxonomy places the organism in Eukaryota, Viridiplantae, Streptophyta, Magnoliopsida, Proteales, Proteaceae. The coding region runs from base 332 to 1408 and encodes 358 amino acids. The record is from RefSeq and is a predicted model, not a curated record. The transcript is spliced from 4 exons.